UUUAAAUCAAUUUAAUGGUGAAGUGUAUUCUCUAUGAUUUCCAGUGAUCGGGGGUCUGAACAUUGAACAUGUCCUGAAGGCGAUUUAUGUCGUAAAGCUGCAUGGCUUGAUGGGAAAUGUAGGAAGCGUUUUUGAGCUUCACUAACUACGUUUGCUAAUAGUGUUUUUCUCAAAAGUUGACGUAUUUGUCAGCUGUAGACUUCGAAUAAGCUUCACUAUCCAAGCCACACUUCUACUUAGAAGGUGGCGGUGAUGCACCGUCAUGUUGUUUGUCAACCGUCGGUAAACACAAAGAAGAAGAAGACGCAGUAGCUGUUGAACCGCAUACUUCUAAUGACGGGUGUCAUGGCUUCGUUAGCGAGCCGCUUAUUAACGCCACCUGCCAGACUUUGCUUCUAUCGGACCUUGUGUUCCAGAACAAGCAGCUGGACGCUCGCUGCAGACGGGUUCGGUCCAAAGGGUCGGCAUCAAAGUGCACGUGCAGCAGCGGUGUUCAGACAAACACAAACACCCAGCUUGGAUGGGACCCGAGCACUUUCCUGCUGUGGAGGUGGAGGUGCAGCUGUGGAGCAACACACUCUGGAGGACGUGGCCAGAAACAUCAGAGAGCGGCAGUAUAAGCGGGUGGUGGUGAUGGCCGGGGCUGGGAUUAGCACACCUAGUGGCAUACCAGACUUCAGGUCUCCAGGGAGCGGCCUCUAUGACAACCUGCAGCAGUACGACCUGCCCUACGCUGAGGCCAUUUUUGAGAUUACUUUUUUUCAUCAAAACCCAAAUCCCUUCUUUGCCCUGGCCAAAGAGCUGUAUCCAGGAAACUACCAGCCUAAUCUGACGCACUACUUUGUACGGCUGCUUCACAACAAAGGUCAACUCCUCCGGAUGUAUACGCAAAACAUCGAUGGGCUGGAAAGAUUGGCUGGAAUUCCCCCUGAGAUGCUGGUGGAGGCCCAUGGCACGUUUGCUGCCGCCACCUGUACGGUCUGCUUGAGGAAAUACGACAGCGAGGACCUACGACCAGAUAUAAUGAGCGGUACAGUCCCCAAGUGUCCAACGUGUAAGGGCGUGGUAAAGCCUGACAUCGUGUUUUUUGGGGAGGAGCUUCCACAGCACUUCUUCAAGUACCUCAAAGACUUCCCCCUGGCAGACCUUCUGGUUAUUAUGGGGACUUCAUUGGAGGUGGAGCCCUUUGCCAGCUUGGCUGGAGCUGUGCGCGGCUCCGUUCCCCGUCUGCUCAUCAACAGGGACCUGGUGGGGCCGUUCGCCUGGGGACGCCGGCCUCGGGACGUGGUGCAGCUGGGUGACGUGGUCAGUGGGGUGCAGGCUCUGGUGGACGCCCUCGGCUGGUCUCAGGAGCUGGAUGCUCUGAUGGCAUCUUCUGCAAAGAAAGCUCCAGCAAAGGCAGAAGAAUGAGAGCAUUUCACUACCUGAAGCUGGAGGUUUAAGGUUUUUCACAGCACUCAGCACUUCCCUAAAUGACAGACUCUCAGGUUUACAGAGUAAGGAACUAUAGUAAACGUUUGUCUUUUAUUGUUUGUUUUAAGUGGAAAUGAAAACGUGUACGUAUUUAUUGGAAGGGUCAUUGGAGGCAGCAGAGGGAGACAAAGUGACCGGUUAGAAUCCACUUCACUACAGUGGGGCUGAUUUUACUGAAAUAAUUCUCUGCUCUGAGAAUAAGUUAAAUGUAAAGGGAAUAUUACACGUGUUUAUAUGCCUAUACGAGUAGAUACACAAUGAAAUUGUCCAGAGUAAUGUCAAGUGUUGUAGUCAAAUUCACAAGUUCACUAAAACCUUAUCCUAACGACUCUCUGAUGACAUUAGCUGACUUCGAGUUGUACAAUAUAUCCUGGUUUCUGCAGCUUGUAAAUCUUCUGGGUACAGGGCUGUUAUUUGACGGUUCCCUCUUGGAAAUGCAUUAAUACCAAAAUCAUUUAAAUUCAUGCAUCAUAGCUGCACUAAUAAAAUAAAGCAUAGCUGGCAGGUAUUGAUAGUGUUGCUUAAAAAUAUGAAAGAACCUUGAAUAAAGAAAGAACAGGAAUAAUAAACAGGUUUUUGCAUUAUACAUAAACAUUAUGUGCUAAAUUAGAAAUACAUGAAACAUAAUAGUCAAACCUGGUUAAUGCACUGAUGCCAGUCUGACUUCACUUACACCGUCCACAGCUCCUGCCGUUUGUGAGUUUUUGUGAGUUGAGGAAACAGUGAGUCAGCCCUCGCCCGGAGCUCAGAGUGCCUCCGUGUUGUUUGGAGGAUUCAGUUUGGCUCAUAAUUGCAGGUUUGAUCAAAUUCAGUACCCACUUCAGGUUUUUUUCAACCCGACUUUCACACUUUGCUCCAAUUUUCACCUCUUUUUUUACCCCCAGUGUUGGAGAAAUGUGUUUAGCAGCAGGGUGCUGCCGACAUCUCUCUAACAAGAAAAAGUGUCUUUCGUAACAUAAAGUAUGAAAUCAUGUGCUGAA
Betta splendens (Siamese fighting fish) is the source of this 2453-nucleotide messenger RNA. RefSeq names its product sirtuin 3 (gene sirt3). Lineage: Eukaryota; Metazoa; Chordata; Actinopteri; Anabantiformes; Osphronemidae. Gene Ontology annotation, molecular function: histone deacetylase activity, NAD-dependent; NAD+ binding. The transcript is spliced from 8 exons. Bases 334 to 1410 code for a protein of 358 amino acids. The record is from RefSeq and is a predicted model, not a curated record.